Musa acuminata AAA Group (dessert banana) is the source of this 873-nucleotide messenger RNA. RefSeq lists its product as uncharacterized. The coding region runs from base 81 to 626 and encodes 181 amino acids. The transcript has 2 exons. The record is from RefSeq and is a predicted model, not a curated record. NCBI's taxonomy places the organism in Eukaryota, Viridiplantae, Streptophyta, Magnoliopsida, Zingiberales, Musaceae.
CAUGAUGGCAUAAUACCGCCAUAAAACUCACGAAGAACAACACCCUCACCUGCCAAAGCGGCGCCGAGAGAGAGGAAGGGAUGGGUAGUUUGAGCUAUUCCUCCGAAGAGGAAUUCCCUGUUUCGAUCCCUAAUCCAAACCCUGACCCUAAGAGGGCUAAGAGGAAGAAGAAGAAGAAGAUUUGGAGGAGAGCGGAAGAAGAGAUGGAGGAGAUGGGGUUGGAAGAGGCGUGGCCGCGGAGGAGCCGGCCCGGCGGGGGAGUCACGCUCGAGGGGUACGUGGAGGGGGCAGAUCGGGGCCCGGACGGUGCCGACGGGGUUGGGAGGACGAGGAGCCUCACCGACGACGACCUGGAGGAGCUCAAGGGGUGCUUGGACCUGGGUUUCGGCUUCAGCUACGAGGAGAUCCCCGAGCUCUGCGGCACGCUGCCGGCCUUGGAGCUCUGCUACUCGAUGAGCAGGUCGUUGGAGGCGGCUGGCGAACCGUCCGUGGCGGCGGAGCCGUGCGCUACGCCUCCGGUCGCCAAUUGGAAGAUCUCCAGUCCCGGUGACCAUCCCGAAGAAGUUAAAGCAAGACUGAAGUAUUGGGCCCAAGCAGUGGCAUGCACUGUCAGAUUAUGCAGCUGAUGGAGACGGUCCAUGUAGAUCCAACAGCCAGUGGUGCUAUGUCUCAACACGGCGAAUUAUUCUCUGCCAUAUGUUGCCCGAGAUGCUCUGCAACACUCUCUCAGUGGCACAGCAAGGCUCGAAUGCGAUGUGGCUGCUGAAGCAGAGGCACAGAGAAAGUGUUCCUGAAAUCUGAGAUCACUAAUAAUAUCUUGUCUUGUAGUAUGUAUGAUCUUUCUGCAUCAGGAAUAAUUGCAGUUUUGCUACA